AAGAAGAUGACUAUCAUGACCAAAACGAGGAAGCUUUAUCUUAUGACAAAGAUGAUAAAAUUAGUAUGCCACAUACAAAUGAUGCUGUAGUAACAGUUGGACAUACCAUUGUGGACAGCAAUUACACAGAAGCGGACACUUCAGUGGACUUACUACAUUCUGGAAAAGAUGGAGUUGAAGGAGAAUUUCAAGAUCCUGUGAAGAAAGACGAAAAAGCCCAGGAUAUUAUGGCUUCAUGGGAGAUCACGACUUCUGGAUUGUUUUCAACUACACACAACAAGGCUGACCCAUUUGCUCCAGUGGACACUAGUCUCACAGUAAACAUCAAAACAGAGACAGCUGUGGAUGUGGGUGAGCAAAGUGGAAUUUCCACAGUGGUCAGUGCUGUAGACAGUCAACAUGAGACACAAGGACAAACUGUUUUUGAUAAAAGUGAAAUUUUGCAGGAAAAGUUCAAACAGAAGAAGAGAAAGUUUGGUUCUAGUCGCCGCAAUAUUACCAAAGUGGAUCCAGAGGAAGCACUGGAAAAGAAAGAUGAGGCCAAUAAAAGGGAAUCUAACUUUGCAGCUGAAGUAAAAAAUGCUGAAAAAGUAGAAAUAAUGGUUCCAGUUCUUGUGAGUGCAGAGGUUUCACAUGAUGAGAUAGUAGAGCCAUCACCAAGUUCCCUGAGUAAAGAUCAAAAGCUACAUAUCAGCACAUCUGACCUACAGAGAACCGAGAGCAAUAUGAUACCAGAUCAGAAUAUUUUGCUGUCUUCAAAUAAUAAAGAAGAUACUAAUACUGGUGUCUCAGGAGUCGCAGAGGAGGGCUCUAUGUCUUCGGCUGAGACUACACAAGGUUCACCAAAUUAUGAGGAAAGGACAGAAAGUGUAAAUGCAACACAGCACCAAGCUUUGAAAUCAGCAGAAGAGCAGGUUGUGGCAGAUUUGGAAACAGUAGUAGUUGUAGUCAGUGGAGCUGAAGAAAUGGAAAAUAAUGCUGAAGUCAGUACACAAGAGUCCAGCAGCGUGGGUGAAGGAGCUCAGAAUCUAAAUCUUGAGAUGAACAAUUCAAGCCAAAUGUUUGGUUCAACAAACCAAAGGAGAAAGAUGGGAUCCACUCGUAAGAAUCUGAAAUCAAAAACCCAAGAAGAAGAUUUACCAGAAAAGCAGGAGGUACAUAUUGAGGCUAUAGAAACCACAACAAAUGCUGAAGAUAUGAAGACUAAUUUGUUCUCAGGCCUCAGAGAAGACGAGUUACAACUCCACGAAAACCAAAAAGACAGUGAGUCUGAACAACAGAAAGACAAAAUAUUGGAAACAGGAGAAUCUCACUUGACACCUUUAGCUCACCAGUCAUCUGAAGGAAAUUCAGAUUCUAAUAGCCAACUAGUGGAAACAGAGCAUAAUUUAACUCCAAAUUAUCUCCCAACAAUACAAUCAACUUCUACAAAGCUUGACGUAGCAUCAGAAUCAGCACCUGGUGGAAGAAGAAGAAAAAUGGGAUCUAAUCGGAAGUCACGUGGACAUCAAAACAAUGAAAACCAAGCUGGAAGAGAAGCUGAAAUAAAAGACACAGACAAUGUGAAUGGCAGUGAAAGGGUCACAGAUGGAAGUGCAGUCACGACUACUGAAGAAGAAGCUUUGGACCUGCAUGAAAUUACUGAGGUUGAAAAAACAAACAAGGGAGCAUCAACACACAUCAGCACCUCAGAAGCAGGAGAGGACUCACAGCCUGCGAGGUAAGUCUAAAGCCGACAAUCAUCCAAAACUUCAACACUGUGGCUUUUCCAUCUAGUUUGAUUUGAAAAAAAUCACCAGUUUUUAUAUUAGAUAUGCACAGCAAUAAACAACCAACUGUAGCCUCAGCCACUUAACAUAUCAAUGAAGAAAACGUGGUUUCAUAUUCAACUGUACCCAAAACCUGUGAACACAUAUCUUAACUUCUAUGUUUGGGAUUUUGCAUUUUUAAGAAUAUGAUUUUGUAUGAGCUGUGUUAGUAAGAGUUUAUUUUCACUUCUUUCAUUUUUCUACAGCAGUACAUUUAAUUCAAAUCAGAUUUAUUUUUAAAGCAGUAAUAGCUCUUGCUACAAACCCAAGUAAGAAUAUGGAUUCAAGAAAUAUCUACAUUUGGUCAAUAAAGGCAAUAUGGAAUGUCAAAAGUGCUUGAAAUCACUUUUCUCUUAACUUCAACUAUUAACUUGUGCCUAAUUGUGUUCAGUUAAUCUGAUUAAUCUCUCAUCCAAAUGCAAAUACUUGCAGGACUGUGUGCUGUUAUAUGUGUGGUCUAUAUGUGUCUGUUUUACAGUGAGAAGUCAUCUAUACAAGUGACUCCAGUUCAACAUCCCAAUGCCAAAAUCCACCUGGGUCAGGGGAGGCAGGAGACAAUUUCCCUUGGUCAUUCCAGGGAAGCCAUUGGCAACUGUUACAAUGUGGUGAUGGUUGGAGACAGCAGUGUUGGCAAAACCUCCUACAUGAAAAGAGCUCAAAGCGGGAAGUUUUCUUUAGAUUUACCUGCUUCUGUUGGGCUUGAUUCCUGCAUGUGGACUGUGGUAGUGGAUGGAAAACCUGUGGUGCUACAGAUUUGGGACACCGCAGGCCAAGAAAGGUUUCACAGCAUCACAAGACAGAUUUUCCACAAAGCCCAGGCCUUCCUCCUGAUGUAUGACAUCACUUCCUCUCACAGUUUUUCUGCAGUUAGCUACUGGGCGAGCUGUAUCCAGGAUGGAGCUGCAGAAAAUGUGACAGUGCUACUUCUUGGAAAUAAGAGUGAUCAUGCAGAACGCCGUGUUACAACUCAGGAGGGGGAAACUCUGGCAAAGGAGCACAACUUUGAAUUCAUGGAGUGCAGCGCUGCUACAGGAGAAAAUGUGGUCCAGUCUUUGGAAACUAUGGCCAGGAUGUUGAGUCAAAAAGUUGACACAAGAGAGGAAGCCACGGUGUUGGUGAAGGAGCCACAAAAGAAAAAAGCUUCAGGAUGUUGCUGAACAAAAAUGAAGCUGGCUUUUAAAAAUACACUGUAUAUGUGUGUAUGUGAUUUGUGUUAAAAUCCAUUGUUGAAGGAAAUUGUUAAAUUUUAAUUUUCUUUUAAUAAUUACUUUAAGCUGCUGCUUAUUUCUACCAGACCUUACAAGUAUUUUAUUGCUUCAUUUGCAAAAAAAUAUACUCUUUGAAAUGAAGAGUUAAAAAAAAUAAUCUCAAAUGUGUUUAGUGUGAAGAAAGAGAGUUUGAUGUAACAGUGUGGGAUGUUUAUUGUGCCUCAAUGAGAAAUUUGAUUAACAAUUCAGAGCAACUAUACAAAAAACAACAAGAACAAAAGAAAAGAAUCACAACAGUUACAGGAAAAUCUGCAUAAAAAGAUGUAUGUGUUGGUCAAAAUGAUCAAAACCCAGCCGUCAAGAUUCAGUGAAAAUGAAUCACAUUUAUUGCACUCUGAACAUUUAAGAUUCAAACCUAUUAUUAUACCUGCUAAAAAAACUGCUGUGUGCUUAUUAUUUUGCUGAAUACCUUUAUGUUUAUAACUUGCUGUAAAAUUGUCUUACGUACUUUCUAUCAAGGCUGGUCAUUAAGCAAAUAUAAGUGAUAAACGCAGUCGAGUCUCAGAUGAUUUUUUUCUUCAUGUAAUUUUGCAAUGUGAUUUUAACUUGAUUGAUUUUUCCUCUGGGAUAUGAAGGCAUGUCUCUUUGAAAAUACAUUAAAUCAAUAUUUGUCUUCUGUCCAAGAUAAUUAAUUAAAUUUAUCUUCCUGAGAAUCCCAACACUUGGUUCUUAAAAAAGCACUUUCUGUUCAUAACUGUGUCCUCAGAUUCUUGGUUGAAAAAAGAAAAAUCAUUCAAUGAAAACCUCCUGUAUCUUCUUUAUGACUCCCCCUUUGGGUAUGUAGUAUUGAAACUCUGAGUUUGUACCUUCACUGAAAAAUUGUAUAUCAAAGUAUGUGAAUACUCUUAAUUUUCAUUGUAUCCACAUUUUAAAAAGCAGAUAACCUAUGAAGUUAGACAAAUAGAACCACAUUAUCAUGGGUGUGUUGAAACUUUUUUUUUUAUUGGCCUUUUUGCCUUUAUUUGAUAGGACAGCUGAAGAUAGACAGGAAAUGUGGGGAGUAGAGAGUGGGGGAAGACAUCCAGGAGAUGGUCCACCGGCCUGGAAUCAAACAGGUGACCCCUGUGACGUGGACUGUAGCCUCUGUAUGUGGGGCGCUUAGACCGCUAGGCCACCAGCGCCCCAUACUGAAACUUUUUGAUCUACAUCUUGGUUUUAAUGCACAGCUUCAGCAGAAUCACAGAAAGUGAGCAUAAUUUUAUGAGAUGGUGAUGUUGCCAAUCGUGGUUGUCAUUUUGGCAAGCAGCCAUCGCUGGUUGAAUAACCCUUAAUUAAAUUAAUUAUUUUGUAAUAAGAGAGUGUUAGUGAAAUAAUUCCCAGUUUUUAAAUAUACAGGUCAUCUUAAUUUUUGUAUCCUUUUACAUGUGUUGAUAAAUACCUGAUGUCAUCCCCAUGCUUAAUAAACCUGCAAAACUGAC
This is a messenger RNA of Notolabrus celidotus (New Zealand spotty), 4494 nucleotides long. RefSeq names its product RAB44, member RAS oncogene family (gene rab44). Bases 2225 to 2965 code for a protein of 246 amino acids. The transcript has 8 exons. Gene Ontology annotation, molecular function: GTP binding; GTPase activity. The record is from RefSeq and is a predicted model, not a curated record. NCBI's taxonomy places the organism in Eukaryota, Metazoa, Chordata, Actinopteri, Labriformes, Labridae.